CUGCAAUUAAUCUUCAUGGAGCGCCAACAGGUUGGAUCUUCUUCUUCUUCUUCAAGUUAUGAUGUGUUUAUCAACUUCAGAGGCGAAGACACUCGCAAUACCUUCGUUGGUCACCUUUAUAGGGCUCUCAGGGGUCGUGGAUUCCAUGUUUUCAUUGACAACAAAGAUGUGCGGAAAGGAGAAGAUAUUGAGCCGGAGCUCCUCGAAGCAAUAAAAGGAUCCAAGCUCUCCAUUGCUGUCUUAAGUAAAAGAUACGCAGAAAGCAGAUGGUGCCUUCGGGAACUCGUUCAAAUGGUGGAAUGUCACCGAACCAACGGUCAAGUUAUUUUCCCCAUUUUCUUCAAAGUUAAGACAUCAGAUGUUAAGAAUCAGACUGGAAGUUUUGGAAUUUCACGUCAGAGACAUGGCAAGGAGGCGCCUGAAACUCUGCGGAAAUGGAAGGAAGCUUUGCGAGCUGUGGGUGAUAAGAGUGGAUGGGUUUUAGAUGAUGGGGUUGAUCAAUCAGAGCUAAUCGAGAAAGUUAUUGAAACUGCUUCCAUUCGACUGAAUAGGGUCCCCUUGAUUGAUGUUAAAUACCCUGUUGGAUUAGAAUCCCGUGUAGAAUCUGUGUUAUCUCUACUAUCAAAUACCAGUGGUUCUGAGGAUGUUCUGUUUCUUGGGAUAUGUGGUUUAGGUGGCAUUGGGAAGACCACCAUUGCAACAGCCUUCUACAACCGCACCUUUAGAAACUUUAGCAAGAGUUGUUUUCUUCAUGACAUUAAAGAGAAAGCAUCACAUGGUAUUGAUUGCUUUCUAGAGAAACUUCUUUACAGUAUCUUUCGGGAGGAAAUAAAAAUAUGCAAUCCUCAAGAAGGAUCGAGAUUGAUAAAAGAAAGACUUGGAAAAAUAGACAUUCUUCUCAUUCUGGAUGAUGUUGACAAUCAUACCCAAUUAGAUGCACUGGCUGGUGAUAUCAAUUGGUUUGGUCCUGGAAGUAGGAUAAUUAUAACAACUAGAGAUGAGAACAUUCUAGGUAGAGUUCCUCAAAAUAAUAGAAAGGUAUACGAGCCUCAAGAAUUGAAUACGGAAGAGAGUCUUCAACUCUUUAGUUCUCAUGCUUUUUAUACGGACCAACCUCCUGAUGAUUAUUUACAGCUUUCAAUUGAUAUAGUACACACGACUGGAGGAUUGUCCUUAGCCUUGGAGGUUUUGGGUUCCGAUUUAUCUGUGAAAAAAGAUAAAGAAGUGUGGAAAAGCAUUUAUCGGAUAUUGAAACAAGUUCCUCAUAAUGAUGUCUAUAGAAAGUUAAAGAUCAGCUAUGAUAAUAUGCAAGAUGAUAUUGAGAAAGCCAUGUUUCUUGAUGUUGCAUGUUGUUUUAUAGGAUAUGAGGAAGAAACCGUAAUUUCCAUAUGGGUAGGUUGUGGCUUUGAAGCGAGAUACCGUUUAGAAGUUCUCAAGAAAAAAUCCUUCUUAAAGGUUGCUGGGAAGAAUGUUAGGCGAAAAUCAAAAGUCUUCUUGAUGCACGAUCAGAUUCGUGACAUGGGAAGGAGAAUUGCCAACAAUCAAAGCCUUAUUGAACCUGGUAAACAUGGCAGGUUAUGGUCUUGUGACAAUAUCAUGGAGGUAUUAAAUCGUGGUAAGGGGAAAGAAAUGGUUGGAGCUCCCAGCUUUAGUCUUUUAAAUACUAAAUGUUUUGAGAAGAUGUCCGAUCUAAGAUUACUACGAGUUGAUAGAGCAUCCUUGGAGGGGAACUUUCAGUGUCUUCCUUCUACGUUAAGAUGGCUGAAUUGGUGUUAUUGUCCGUUGGAAGAACUACCAGCCUAUUUUUAUCAUGAAGAAACAGUUAUGCUCGACUUAAGUGAUGGCUAUUUUAAACUAGCUUGGAAUAACUGGGUUGAAAAUAAGCUGUUUCUACAAUUGAAAGUUCUUCAACUAAGUAAUUGUGAGAAUCUGUCCGAGUCUCCCGACUUCUCAGGAUUUCCUCGGUUGGAGAGGUUGUAUCUUGAUGGAUGCAUAUCUUUGGUUAAUUUACAUGAAUCCAUUGGGCAGCUCCAACAGCUCGUUUACUUGAACUUGAUAUAUUGCAAAAAACUUAAGAAACUUCCAGACAGUAUAUGCCGGUUGAGUUCUGAUGAGCACAUUUAUAAGCUUAUUCUCUCUCGAUGCUACUCACUCGAAGAGUUGCCCAAGUCCAUUGAUGCUCUAGAAGAAUCUUUGGUUGAGCUGUACUUGGCUACUACAGGGAUUAAAGCACUGCCUGAUAGUGUUGGACUGUUAAAGAAGCUGGUGGUAUUGGAUCUUUCACACGGCUUUGUGCUAGUGGAUCUGCCAAGGUCAUUGGAAAAUAUGACGUCUCUGCGCUACAAUCUCUUGAGUGGAUGUGCCAAUCUUCGAUACAUACCCAAGCUGCCCUCUAGUUUAAUUGAACUUCGUCUUUGCGAAUCAUUUGUAUGCUUAACAGAAAUGCAUAACAUGAAAAGAUUGGAGUUAUUGUGCCUUAAAAUUUUUUGUGGAAAGGGGCAGUUUCUAAGAGGCAUUGUGAAGACAAGUUAUGGUGAAUUCAGCAUGCUGGAACUGAUGUGUGAAGUGCAUCAUAUUUGUGUUCAUUAUUCGCGGCUGACGCAUGGCCAGGUUGUUUCCUUUCCUUUUCUCGCGGAGGGAGCAUGUAAGGAAGAUAACAACAAUAGAGGUCGGAGACAAAUUUGGAUACGUCUGCAAUUCAUAGAUGAAGGUCCGUUUCGCAAAUACCUGAUUCCUGAUGAUGACAAUGAUGAGAUCUGUCGAAGAAGAAGAAGAAGGUUAAUUAUGCAUGUUUCUAUGAGAGUCAGCGGAUUUGAUCCAUUACUUGCCGGAAUAAUGGAGGAUGUACUAUGA
Telopea speciosissima is the source of this 2853-nucleotide messenger RNA. RefSeq names its product disease resistance protein RUN1-like. The record is from RefSeq and is a predicted model, not a curated record. The transcript is spliced from 6 exons. Gene Ontology annotation, biological process: signal transduction; defense response. The coding region runs from base 16 to 2853 and encodes 945 amino acids. Gene Ontology annotation, molecular function: ADP binding. NCBI's taxonomy places the organism in Eukaryota, Viridiplantae, Streptophyta, Magnoliopsida, Proteales, Proteaceae.